UAUUUCAAGAAUCUUUCAAAACAGAAACAAAAGGAAGUCAUGGAGAAGAAUGGAAAUAACCGCAAACUUCGUGUUUGUGUUGCCACUUGCAACCGUGCUGAUUAUUCAAAAUUAGCUCCCAUUAUGUUUGGUAUUAAGGCAGAACCACAGUUCUUUGAGCUUGAUGUCGUAGUGCUUGGUUCCCACCUGAUUGAUGAUUAUGGUAAUACCUAUCGUAUGAUUGAACAAGAUGACUUCGAUAUUCAUACAAGAUUGCACACCAUUGUGAGAGGGGAGGAUGAGGCAGCUAUGGUGGAGUCAGUAGGCCUUGCACUAGUCAAGUUACCAGAUGUCCUGAACCGCCUGAAACCUGACAUAAUGAUCGUUCACGGGGACAGAUUUGAUGCUUUGGCCUUGGCCACGUCUGCAGCUCUGAUGAAUAUUCGCAUUCUUCACAUUGAAGGUGGGGAAGUCAGUGGGACCAUUGAUGACUCUAUCCGACACGCUAUAACCAAGCUGGCCCAUUACCACGUGUGCUGCACAAGGAGUGCAGAGCAGCAUUUGAUAGCCAUGUGUGAAGACCAUGACCGCAUCCUAUUAGCAGGCUGUCCCUCAUAUGACAAGCUUCUCUCUGCCAAAAAUAAGGACUACAUGAGUAUUAUACGCAUGUGGCUAGGUGAAGAUGUCAAAACCAGAGAUUAUAUAGUUGCUCUGCAACAUCCUGUAACCACAGAUAUUAAACAUUCCAUAAAGAUGUUUGAGCUGACACUAGAUGCACUCAUCUCCUUCAACAAGAGAACACUUGUUCUAUUCCCUAAUGUAGAUGCCGGAAGCAAAGAGAUGGUUCGGGUGAUGAGGAAGAAGGGCAUUGAACAUCAUCCCAAUUUUCGGGCAGUAAAGCAUGUCCCAUUUGACCAGUUCAUUCAGCUAGUUGCUCAUGCUGGUUGUAUGAUUGGUAACAGCAGUUGUGGUGUCAGAGAGGUGGGAGCGUUCGGUACACCUGUCAUCAACUUGGGGACACGUCAGACAGGAAGAGAAACAGGUGAAAAUGUUCUUCAUGUUCGUGAUGCUGAUACACAGGAUAAGAUUCUGCAUGCUCUGCAGCUGCAGUUUGGUAAACAGUAUCCAUGCUCAAAAAUAUAUGGAGAUGGUAAUGCUGUUCCAAGGAUUUUGAAGUUCCUUAAAUCUAUUGACCUCAAAGAGCCACUGCAAAAGAAAUUCUGUUUUCCUCCUGUCAAAGAUAAUAUCUCUCAAGAUAUUGAUCAUAUUCUAGAGACACAGAGUGCUCUGGCUGUGGAUCUAGGUGGAACAAAUCUCCGAGUAGCUAUUGUCAGUAUGAAGGGUGAAAUAGUUAAGAAGUAUACUCAGCUCAACCCUAAAACUUACGAAGACAGACUAGAAUUAAUUCUAAAGAUGUGUGUAGAGGCUGCAUUGGAGGCAGUAAAUGUGAACUGCAGAAUUUUGGGAGUAGGUAUUUCCACAGGUGGACGGGUAAAUCCCCGAGAAGGAAUUGUGCUUCACUCUACAAAACUCAUUCAGGAGUGGAGUUCCGUGGAUCUCAGAACUCCAAUAUCUGAUGCUUUGCACCUGCCAGUCUGGGUGGACAAUGAUGGAAACUGUGCUGCUCUAGCAGAGAGGAAAUUUGGUCAUGGAAAAGGAGUAGAAAAUUUUGUAACACUCAUUACUGGUACAGGUGUUUUUUUUGGAAUCAUUCAUCAACACGAAUUGAUCCACGGCAGUUCUUUCUGUGCUGCUGAGCUUGGGCAUAUUGUUGUAUCUUUAGAUGGACCAGAGUGCCUCUGUGGUAGUCAAGGAUGUAUAGAAGCAUAUGCCUCUGGAAUAGCAUUACAGAGAGAAGCUAAGAAACUGCAUGAUGAGGAUCUGCUUUUAGUAGAAGGAAUGUCAAUGAAGAAGGAGGAGGUUGUUAGUGCUGCACAUCUCAUUCAAGCAGCUAAACUUGGGAACACAAAAGCAGACAGCAUUCUCAGAACAGCUGGGACAGCAUUAGGCCUUGGAGUUGUGAACAUUCUGCACACCAUGAACCCCUCUCUUGUGAUCCUUUCUGGAGUUCUAGCUAGCCACUAUGUUAAUGCUGUCAAAGAUGUGAUAAAUCGACAGGCUUUGGCCUCUGUUAAAACUGUGGAUGUGGUGGUCUCAAAUCUAGCAGAUCCUGCUCUUCUUGGAGCUGCUAGCCUGGUACUGGAUUAUACUACACGUAGAAUAUACUAG
Molecule: messenger RNA, 2208 nt
Organism: Opisthocomus hoazin
Lineage: Eukaryota; Metazoa; Chordata; Aves; Opisthocomiformes; Opisthocomidae
Source: RefSeq, a predicted model, not a curated record